Messenger RNA from Xenia sp. Carnegie-2017, 1278 nucleotides. RefSeq lists its product as uncharacterized. The transcript has 2 exons. The record is from RefSeq and is a predicted model, not a curated record. Lineage: Eukaryota; Metazoa; Cnidaria; Anthozoa; Malacalcyonacea; Xeniidae. The coding region runs from base 1 to 1278 and encodes 425 amino acids.
AUGGUGGUUGUUAAGGGUUUUCUGUCAAAGUAUGAUUACAUAUGGUAUUGUGUGUAUUUAGGAGAUAUUAGAUUAAAAAAAUGGACUGUUGAACUGGCUAACGAAGAGAAAUUGAAGCGGCUAACACGCGACAGAUACGAUCACAUCGAUGCUGCUGCAUCACAUGUAACAAAUAUUUUGUCGUAUCAACUCUCUGCAGUCGAAUUAGAUGUACUAUCUAGAGGUCCUAAGUUUGGAAUUCCCCCCAGUAUGUUAAAUAAAGAGGAUAUAUUUUCUGAGUUUGAAAUGUUUUGGUCGCAGUUGGGAAAGUUUAGACAAAUGAUAGCGAAGCAGUGCCGGGCUUUAAGAGUUGAUUCUAAAGAAUUUUCUGUUACAAAAGAGCACAUGAUCGCACUAUCUAAUUUGAAAAAGAAUAAGAACAUUGUUAUAUGUAAACCAGAUAAAGGCUCUCAUGUAGUAAUUCUAGAUGGACAAGAUUACAACAGCAAAAUGCUAAAUAUUUUGAAAGACAACAACAAGUUCUGCGGGCUUGGAAAAUUGCCAGAGUGCGAUAAAACUAGUACAUUAGAAAGCAUAUUGCAAACACUUCUUCUAAACUUGAAAAAAUCAAACCAAAUUAAUGAAACAUUUUAUAAUUUAGUCUGCCCAACGGGGGCAGAGAGACCACAUAUGUAUGGUUUGCCAAAAACUCACAAGGAAGGCGUUCCACUUCGACCAAUUCUAGCCAGACAACUGUCAGUGGUACUUUCAUCUGUUUUGGAGAGGUUUUCAACAUACGCUUUAAAAGACUCUUUUACUUUUACUGAUGAGCUUAAACAACAAAAUUUUUCAAUGUAUUCUAAUCUAACGAUGUGUUCUUUCGAUGUAACUAGUCUCUUCACUAAUGUGCCCUUAGAAGAAACCAUUGAAAUUUGUGCUCAAAAUCUUUUUUAUUCGGACAUGACUUUGCCGGACAUGUCUGAGAAUGCCAUUAGAGAACUAAUGAUGGCUGCCACAAAGGGUAUGGAGUUUAGUUCUGAUGACAACAUGUAUAAACAAAUUGACUGGGUGGCUAUGGGUUCUUCACUUGGACCGGUUCUUGCGAAUAUUUUUGUUGGCUAUCAUGAAUGCAAAAUGCUUGCAUCUUCAGAUUGUCCGGAUGUGCUGUGGUAUAAGCGUUAUGUGGAUGACACCUUUUCCUUGUUUCACAACGAUAAAAAUCGUGAACUUUUUCUUAAUAAACUUUGCUCUCUUCACCCUGCACUAAAUUACACCUCUGAACUAGAGUCAAACAAUUAG